This is a messenger RNA of Bipolaris zeicola 26-R-13, 153 nucleotides long. RefSeq lists its product as uncharacterized. The record is from RefSeq and is a predicted model, not a curated record. The transcript has a single exon. Lineage: Eukaryota; Fungi; Ascomycota; Dothideomycetes; Pleosporales; Pleosporaceae. Bases 1 to 153 code for a protein of 50 amino acids.
AUGUGUGUGCGUGUGUAUGUGCCUGGAAGCGUGGCGGCCGGCACAUGGAUACACAGACAUGGCAUAUGUGAGGCUCAGCAGCAGCAACAACCGUCGGGAUGGGAAGCAAAAGGCCCCGGGGGAUCUGGAUGGCGAGCAAGAGGGCGUGGAUAG